CAGCCGAAACCCAAGCCCAAGCCUUUCCUAGUUUCGAGCUGCAAAGUUGCAAUCUUUUUUCGCUUUUAGUACUUUCCUUUGCCAUGCUGUGCAUGGCGGCGUUGGUGCGGGCGCUGCUUGUGGCCGCCGUGGCUGCGGCGGCGGCGGAGGCGCUGAGCCUGGACGUCCACCAUCGGUACUCGGCGGCGGUGCAGGGAUGGAUGGGGCACCGCGCUCCGGCGACCGGGACGGCAGAGUACUACGCGGCGCUGGCCGGGCACGACCUCCGGCGGCGGUCACUCGCCACCGAGGCCGGCGGGGAGGUGGCCUUCGCCGACGGCAACGACACCUACUGGCUCAACGAAUUCGGAUUCUUGCAUUACGCGGAGGUGGCGCUGGGGACGCCGAACGUGACGUUCCUGGUGGCGCUCGACACCGGCAGCACCCUCUUCUGGGUGCCCUGCGACUGCAUCAAGUGCGCCCCCCUCGUCUCCCCCGACUACAGGAAUUUGAAGUUCAACGUGUACAGCCCUCAGAAGUCGAGUACUAGCCGAAAGGUCCCGUGCAGUAGCAAUUUGUGUGAUCUCCAGAAUGCCUGCCCAUCUGCAAGUAACAGCUGCCCCUACAGUAUCGAAUACUUAUCUCAUAACACGUCAUCCUCCGGGGUACUUGUUGAGGAUGUAGUGUACCUGAUAACCGAAUCUGGACAGCCGAAAAUUGUUACAGCCCCCAUAACAUUCGGUUGUGGGCAGAUUCAGACAGGUUCAUUUCUAGGCAAUGGUGCGCCCAAUGGUUUGCUUGGUCUUGGUAUGGACAGUACAUCACUUCCUAGUCUUCUAGCAAGUGAAGGAAUCGCGGCCAAUUCAUUCUCCAUGUGCUUUGGAGAAGAUGGUCAUGGUACACUCAACUUUGGGGACAUGGGAAGCUCAGACCAGCAGGAAACUCCAUUAAGUAUCUAUAAACAAAACCCAUAUUACAACAUAAGCAUCACUGGUGUUACUGUGGGAAGUAAAUCAUUUAACACCAUGUUUAGUGCUAUUGUUGACUCCGGCACCUCUUUCACGACUUUGGCUGAUCCAAUGUACACUGAAAUCACUAGCAGUUUCAAUUCACAAGUCCAAGAUAAGCCAAGCCAACUGAACUCUUCCCUGCCAUUCGAAUAUUGCUACUCCGUAAGUGCCAAGGGAUCUGUCAAUCCUCCAAACAUAAGUCUGGCAGCAAAAGGUGGAAGCAUAUUUCCAGUUAAUGAUCCAAUAAUUACGUUAACGGACACUGCAUCUAAUCCAAUUGGCUAUUGCUUGGCUAUUAUGAAGAGCGAGGGUGUUAACUUAAUAGGGGAGAAUUUUAUGUCUGGGCUGAAGGUUGUAUUUGAUCGAGAGAGGAUGGUCUUGGGUUGGAAAAUUUUUGAUUGUUACAGCGCGGACAGUUCAAGCAACCUUCCAGUAAACCCAAAUCCUUCUGCUGUUCCUCCAAAGCCUGCAUUAGGACCGAACAGUUACAACCCUGAAGCUGUCAAUGUAUUGCAACCUUCUGCAAGUUUUUCACUGCAGCAGUAUUUCAACAGAAACGUGGUCAUGGCAGCUGCUCUGCUAUUUCUCGCGAUCCUUUGAUCAGCUCAAUUCUACACAUGACAGUCUUUUUCUUAAAAAACCCACUUAUGUGAUAGAUUUAGUUGAAGCUCCAUUACCUUAUAUUGAUUUACGUAUAGCGGUAUAGGACCACAUUCUUUUUGGCUUGCGUCCAUAGUUGCAGUAGGAUUUACAGGGUAGAACACGGGAUGAGCCAUAGCCUCAUAGGCCAUUUUUGUUUGAUUUUUACAUGUUAGUAUAUCUUGAAAUAAUGCGCUCCACCCAGGGUUUGUGUCGAGGUGGAUGCACAUAUAUAGAUAACUUCUGGAUGUAUUGAUUUUAUAGAAUAAGUGAAUGGUGAUACUGGCGUAUA
Molecule: messenger RNA, 1920 nt
Organism: Phragmites australis (common reed)
Lineage: Eukaryota; Viridiplantae; Streptophyta; Magnoliopsida; Poales; Poaceae
Product: aspartyl protease family protein 1-like
Exons: 10
Coding region: 84-1589 (501 amino acids)
Biological process (GO): proteolysis
Molecular function (GO): aspartic-type endopeptidase activity
Source: RefSeq, a predicted model, not a curated record